Anopheles merus is the source of this 1758-nucleotide messenger RNA. RefSeq names its product WD repeat-containing protein 61. Gene Ontology annotation, cellular component: Cdc73/Paf1 complex. Gene Ontology annotation, molecular function: protein binding. Bases 425 to 1435 code for a protein of 336 amino acids. The transcript is spliced from 6 exons. The record is from RefSeq and is a predicted model, not a curated record. Lineage: Eukaryota; Metazoa; Arthropoda; Insecta; Diptera; Culicidae.
CUCGGAUCAAAUCCCAGUAAGCAGUGCCCCAUGUGUCGUCACAGGCCGGUAGGGCCAUUUGGGCGCUCCCAGUACAACGCAAACUCAUUUUUGCGUCAUUUUGCCGUUAGUUGCAUUGCGAAGAAAAUGAGCGGAACAUGGGUUCAUGAACACAUUCGAAGACUCGGAACGGUAAACAGAGAUGCAGAGUUAAUCCCCACCCAGUCAACAUCAUCUCCCUACGUCCAGUGGAGGGUUUGGUCGUAAAAUUCGAUACGUUGCAACUGACCUCAUCGGCGCCGUUUGGGCAUUUUUCAUGAAUUAAAUCGUGAUAAUAGAGUUCGAUGCAGUUUGACAAUCACCUCAUCGAUUGACAAAACGUUUUCACCGGGCAGCUGUCAUAGCACAAUAACAAAACAAAGGACGAAUUUAGCCGGCGCGAAACAUGUAUUCUCUACUACACAAAGAGGAGGCGGCACACGAGGAAAGCAUUUGGUCCUGCGCCUGGGGCCGAAUAAAAGUGCGCCCGGAAGGUGCGGACGACGAAAACGAUGACAACUCACGGGAUUCCACGGCCAGCAAAAAGGACGCCAGUGGCUCGCUGGCUGAGUACAGAGAUUUCAUCGUUACCGGUGGUGUCGAUGAUACGGUGAAGAUUUGGGACGUGUUGCCGGAUCGGAGCAAAUUUAAGCUUCGAAACACCUUCACCGGACAUUCGCUCGGUGUGGUGUCGGUGGAUGUCAGCACCAGUGGGGAAGUUAUCGCGAGCAGCUCGCUCGAUUCAAGCCUGUGCAUAUGGAAAGCGGAAACGGGGCAGCUGAUGAAUCAAAUUUCGGUCGGGCCGGUCGAUUUGUGGACGGUGGCGUUUUCACCAUGCGAUAAGUACAUCAUUUCCGGUUCGCACGAGGGAAAGAUUUCGCUCUACAGUGUAGAAACGGGCAAGGCGGAACAGGUGUUGGAUCCACAGAACGGCAAAUUUACGCUCAGCAUUGCAUAUAGCCCCGAUGGCAAGUACAUUGCGAGCGGUGCUAUCGAUGGCAUUAUCAACAUUUUCGAUGUGGCAGCGGGCAAGGUGGCCCAAACGCUCGAAGGCCACGCCAUGUCGGUGCGCAGUCUGUGCUUCUCGCCCGACUCCCAAAUGCUGCUGACCGCUUCGGACGAUGGGCACAUGAAGCUGUACGAUGUGGCACACUCCGACGUGGUGGGCACGCUGUCCGGCCACGCGUCCUGGGUGCUGUCGGUAUCGUUCUCGGGAGAUGGGAAAAAUUUCGCCUCCUCUUCCAGCGACAAGACGGUCAAAAUCUGGAACGUUGCCGAACGCCAGUGUCUGCACACGUUUACCGAGCACGCGGAUCAGGUGUGGGGCGUACGGUACAGCCCGGACAGUGCGAACGUCAUCUCGGUGUCGGAAGAUAAGUGUAUAAACAUGUACGACUGUCCACCGAACGUUGUGUGAGAUUAAUAAAAUUCUUUCCAUUUCACGCAUUUAUCUCCAACAAGAAUUAGUUUGGGACGUUCGUUUGUUUCACGUCCUAUUGGAAUUGGCACUUUAAGGAGAUAAAUUAAAUUGAAUUCUUAUAGAAAAAUGGGAUGAAACUGAGAAUCGGUAGGAAUUGGCACAACUUGGCAUAAUUUGACAUGGGUACAACGGCAACGUACGUGACAUCCAUUUUUAUACUGGAAUAUUUUGUUCACUGGCAGGAAAGAAUAACAAUACUAGUGAAAUUCUGUUGAAAAUAUACCCAACCGUAACCAUAAAGUCAAUCAUUUGAUUGCAGA